GACCAAGCGGCUUCACUCUGGCGGCAGUCCCUCACAGAAAAGUGUCCGGGCAGCGCACAGAGCGAAGACAGAAGGUUCCGGGCGAGGAUACGUGUACGCAGUGUGGAGAGAGAGAUCUUAUCAAGAACCUGCUUCACAGAAGGAUUCUGGGAAUUUUUGUGAGGCAGAAAAGAAAGCUGGUGUGUGCCUCAUUCUGUUCCUCAUUCGAAAGAGAUGGAUUCGAAAGAGGGCCGAGAGGAAGGGCCUGAUUACUCUCAGAUUUUAUCUACUUUACAUAAUGCCUUGACCCAGAAGAAUGUGGAGCAGGCACGUACGAAUAUGAAAGAUUUCCUGGCUACUAUAGAUGACCCACAGACCGCUCUCCUCGACUUGUUGGAAAGUUGUAACAUCUCAAAGGGAAAGGGGAAUGCUCUGGCUAAUAUAAUUGCUAAUGAAACUCAGAAAUGGUUGUUGGAGCAUCCGGAAUGCCAGCUGUCUGGGUUAAGGUUGAAAAAGGUUCAGGCCCGCGUUUUCCACCUAGUCACUGAAGGGCAGCUGCUAGAUUACCUCAUCUCCAUUUAUCGCCUGCAAGAGGCUGACCGUUCUUUUCUUUUGGGUCCUGUCACACACCUUCACCUAAUGGGCAAAUAUAAAGAGGCAGCCAUUUUAAGUACCAGACUGAACCUGCAACCAGAUCUGGACCUGGAACAAAUGUGUACCCCCUUGCUACUAAUGGAGAGGUUUAAUCUUGUGGAGGCAUAUGUUGCUGGAAACACAGAGCUGCAAACUAAACUGCUCCAGAUGUUGGACCGAUGGAGCUUAUCCAGAUUUAACCCCAGGAAACUAAGCAGAGAAUACAAGGGUCUUCCACUUGUGAAAACAGACAAACUUAACCCCAAGACUAUCACUAAGUUGGCGUUUCGGCUGCUUCAACUCUACAAACUGGAUCCUGCUAUCUGUUCAAAUAUAAUAAACCAGCGUCAUAUGGGCACCCUGAAAUACCUCAUGCAUAAGAGAUUUGUAGAGAAAACAAUGACCGAGGAGAACUGGAGUGACCAUGUCCAGAGUAUAGUUGUAGAUAAUGACUGGCUCCAGGAGCAAUGCAUUGCCCAGCUAUUCCGCUAUUGUGAUAGGCAGACAGCUGGAUGCUGGGCUCUGAAGUUCGGAAUACCCAAGGAGAAGCUUCCUCGAGAUUUAGCAGAUAUUCUUCAGGACUUUUGUAUUCAAGAGAAGCUGUCGGAGGGAGAAAAAAACUCUGAUGAUUCUUUACAAGUGAGGAAGAACCACUUUUACCAGCUUCCGAUUCCCAGGAGCAAAGUUCAUUUCCUCCAGAGUCACACGGCGCUGCCGCUCUGCCGAGACAUUGUCCUUCAGGAUGGACAAGUUGUGGGUGUGGACAUGGAGUGGAGACCUUCUUUCGGGGGAAUCGGAAAGCCAAACGUAUCUCUGAUUCAGAUUGCAGUGAAAGACGAGGUCUUUAUACUGGAUUUGCUGCAGGGUGACUUUCUUCAGAAUGGUGAUGAAGAAGAAGAAAAGUGCCCACUGCUGGUCAGAUUAAUCAAAGAGCUUUUUUCCUGCCCUGCAGUCACAAAACUGGGAUAUGGUAUGCACGGGGAUUUCCAAAGUCUUGAUGCCACACACACUGCUUUCCGAGGAGUCGAGUUGUGCAAUGUGAUUGACCUCUGUGAGGUGCAUAAACAGAUUCAAUACUGCCGUGGUCGAGUGAGGACCCCUGGUGGGCCGGUAGAUGUCCUGGAAGACAGGCUGGGUGAAGAAGGCAUUCGCCAGCCAGAGAAGGGGUUAUGUUUACUGGUAAAGGAUGUGUUGGGCAAACCAUUAGACAAGACCGAGCAGUUAUCAAACUGGGAUAAGAGGCCACUUCGGGAAGAUCAAAUCAUCUAUGCAGCUGCCGAUGCCUAUUGCUUGCUGGAGGUGUUUGAGACCCUGCUUAACAGCCCUGAGAAGUUUGGGUUAAAACCAGAUUUCCAGAAACUGCAGACCAAAGGCAAACCAAAGCCUCAGCCAAAGAUGGAAAGAUCGCCACAGAAGACGCCAGCAUCACCAAAGCAGAAGCUGGAAACACGAACAGAUGAAGCGAGAAGCAAUCCUAGUAAUAAGCCUUUGUCCCCCAGAGAGUUCCGUGUCAUCUGUGACAACAUGCUGCAGGGACUGGGACGCUACUUGCGCUGUCUGGGCAUUGAUGUUCUAAUGCUGGAUAAUGAUGAUGACCACAGGAGAGCUGCAGAGAUCGCCAGACAAGAUGGAAGAGUCAUUUUGACUUGUGGACUGCCCUACCAGACGCUUCGCUCACAAAUUGGUGAAGGGAGAUGUUUUUCCGUAGACUGCUCAGAGAAAGCACGACAGCAAGCAAUUAAGGUCCUAAAACAUUUUAAUGUUCGAGUCACCCUCUCUGAUGUGUUUAGUCGCUGCCAGGUAUGUAAUUGUGACAAGUACAUGCACAUCUCCCAGGAACAAAUGAUGAGUUUAAUGAAACUUCGGGAACAUAUAGAAGACUCCAAAGGGAAAGAAAACCCCCAGGAGCUUCAACCUGCCAGUCAGUCAGAAUCAUCAGACGGCAGCCAGGAUCUUGAAUGGAUGAAGGACUUGGGCCUGUACCUCAACCUCCCCAGUGGAGCAAAAGUGCAGCUAAGCUCUGUCCCCGCAGGGAUUGUGGAAAAGGUCUCCCUGUUCUUUUGCUGUAGUCAAUGUGGCAAGAUAUUCUGGGAGGGGUCGCACUUUGGUCGGGUGGUGUCCCAGUUCAAGGAGGUUCUGGAAGAUCAAGGAGAGUCUUUUUACCAGUCUGCCAGUCAGGGUCUGUGAAUGGACAACGGUGGGACCAGAUCUGUAAAAUACAUUGGAAUGCCUGUGAUUAUUCACUUUAUUUGUGCAAAGGAAUCCUUACACUUUGAUUAUUAAUGUAUCUGUAGCCGAAACUUUUAUUUUGUUUGAAAAUUUUUAUUUUUUUGCUGUGUCCCAUUGGGAAGAUUUUGCUUCACUUCCUGCCCAGAAGACACAAAAAUAAGUGGGAAAUCUCCCCAAAAUAAUGUAAAAUGCUCUGUUAUAGUUGUCACAGGAAGACAUUCCCCUUACCACCCGUUCUGGUGACAACUGUAUAAUUUGGAUUUCCCUUCACUUUCUGUUCCGAUGUGAAUGGUCACAAAUAGAGGGGUGAAUCUUCCCAAUGGGUGAGAGAUAGUUUAAAACCUCACCCAAACUCAGGGGUAGCAACCUUGGUACUCCAGGGUGAAACUACAAAUCCCAUCAUGCUCUUUCACUGGGAGUCAUGUCUGUGGUUGUCAAGGGUCUUUCAAUGCCUCAUUGGAUUUGUAGUUUCUUCACACCUGGCGUGCCAAGGUUUCACUCUAUCCAAACAUUUAGGUGUAGAUAAACUUCAAUGGAGAGUAUUUCCACUAUAAAACAUGGGAAGUAGUCAGUACAAAUUUGAUUAACACAACAAUUAUAAUGACCCUUAAAGGGUUAGUACACCUUUACAAAAAAUGCCUAUGCAGGUAAGGGGUGCUUGUAGAUAAAAAAAACAACUGUACAGCUCGGACUAAAGUUGAAUAAUGUCCUUGCUAUAGGUGUAGGCCAUUUAUAUACCUCCCAAAGCCUGGGUGAAAUACUCCCAGGACUUUGCUAAGUGAGGCCUAGUCAUUACUCAAACCUCCACCAUCACAGGAAUGAGCUCUUCAAUCUCCAUUCCAUGCGUUUUCUCUCCCCUGAUGGAGAAGUUCUGAACCCAGUGUUUGAGAUGGAGGCGGUCAGCAGUAAUGACUAGGCCUACUUGGCACUGUCCCGUCAACAUCCUGGGAGUUUUUCAGUCAGGCUUCAGGAGGUACAUGCAUGGCCUACACCUAUAGCAAGGGCAUUAUUCAACUUUAGUCAGAGCAGCGUAGCGUAUUUUUAUCUACAGACGCCCCUUAUCUGCAUAGGCAUUUUUUUGGUAAAGGUGAACUAAUAUCAAACUAGCAACAUUUGCAAUGGGUGUUGCUUGAAGCAGCAGAGGGAGUCUAGUUAUUAAGGGAGGCCUGUGCUCAGACAAAUACCUAGACUGCUAUUACAGGCCUCCUUCUGAAAAUGCUUGGUUGUUAUACUGAUUCUUUGGCUUCUAUACUUUUGGAGUCCUGGACCCACAACAAGCAUGCAGGUAAAGAUUUCUAAUUUCACGUGUUGCCUGCAUGUUCAGGGACAGAAAUGAUUACAGAUUUAGGAUCAGCGUGACAACUGUCCCUAGUGGGUGAAAAUGAAGCUAAAGCCUCCCUGCAAAAUGAAAUUCUGCAUCACUGCACCGUCUCGCCACCUCAUCCUAUCGGAGAACACCUUGCAUUCAUUGAGAUAAUGCAAAGCAUUUUCUGAAUGGCCCCCUUGCCGAGUGGCUGACCUCCUGUGUUCGGAAUGUAGCAGGACAUCCACUCAGCAUGGGACAGGAAAGCAAGUGGUGGUCACUGGACCAGUGGUGACUACUUCAGUGAUUUAAGCUGAACCAACGUAACUAUGUAAACAUUUCCAUACCUAGAAUUCUUCUUUAAGCACAUACUUGGGUGGAACAUCAACUCAUGGACCUUCUUCAAGCAUUCUUGUCCAUAUUUGGAGUUGAUUUUGAUGCCCCAAAAGUCUUGAGGCUUCCAAGCUUUAAUAAAGGCAUAUUUAGUAAAGAAAAAGAAUCCAUAGCAGCCACAGUGAACUGAAAUCUGGUUACUAUUGUUUGUUGUCAUCUCUGUCAAGUCACCUUGUGGUCCAACCAUCUUUGUUGAGGAAUGCUACAGUUUCCUCAUGUCUUGCCUCCAUCAUUAAUUGCUUUACGGUUAUUUUUAUUUUAUUAGUUCUUAUCAAAUACUGUACUUUGUUUUUAAAUUGGGUUUUUAUUCUUCUGUUAUAUUUUAAGGGAGGUGUCUGCUAUCAGCUAUAAAGUGAAAAAGCCUUCUUUGUUUGUAGGUCGAGAUGGAACAUGGAUUCAGCACCCGUCCUGGCUUUUCUGCCAUUUGGCUUGAUAUCCUCUUUCAUACUUAGCACUGCGGUCACACAGCACCCUCCCUUUACGGCAGGGGCUACCCUUCUCCAUUAGCGGCAGUCCUUUUGGGCGACUCAAGGCUUCAGAGAUGCUUUGCCAAGCAAUUUAGCUACCCUACCAUGACUUUACGUGGCACCUGGGGCAGGGCAGUCCAAUGUUCCUUAUCAGCCAGGAAUUGGAGGGCAGUUUCCACUUUAUAGCUGCAAUAUUUUAGAUUUAGAAAUACAAGACACUGAUAUUAUUUUGUGGAUGUUGGGUUAAUCAGGAAUUGCUGAACUUUAAAUUGAAUCUUUAAUGUGCUGCUGCAGAACAAGUACUGUCAUACUGUAUCUGUACAGAUGCCUGCAUCUUUUGUAAAUAAAGCAGAUUCUGCUAAAUCUA
This is a messenger RNA of Rana temporaria (common frog), 5371 nucleotides long. It is a transcript of the gene EXD3, whose product is annotated as exonuclease 3'-5' domain containing 3. The record is from RefSeq and is a predicted model, not a curated record. The transcript has 22 exons. The coding region runs from base 214 to 2799 and encodes 861 amino acids. NCBI's taxonomy places the organism in Eukaryota, Metazoa, Chordata, Amphibia, Anura, Ranidae. Gene Ontology annotation, biological process: nucleobase-containing compound metabolic process. Gene Ontology annotation, molecular function: nucleic acid binding; 3'-5' exonuclease activity.